CAUCCAUACAGCAACCUAACCUACUUGCUAUUUAGAUUUAGAUCCCCGAUAGAAAUUUUUUAAUCGUCUUUUAUCACUCCUACGAGCCAGGAAAAGGGCAAGGGUUUUGAAGGUGGAGAUAGAAGAGAGAACUAUCUGUAUCCAUGGCUUCUGCUCUCACUUUAUCCUCAAGAAGCGCAACUACAUUUUCCUCAAUCUCCUCCUCUUCCUCUUCCAAAUUAGCGCCAACUUCUCAGCGAGGAGUGAGUGUUGUUCCCAAGGCUUUUGGGAGGGCGGAGAAAGGUUUAAGCAGCAGAUGCAGAUGGGGAUGGACAUCCCGCUCUCUCCACGGGAACAACUCCUUAAAGAGAGGCCUCGUCGUCAAUGCUGUCAGUGAACAACUUCCAUUGGUUGGAAAUAAAGCACCUGAUUUCGAAGCAGAGGCUGUUUUUGAUCAAGAAUUUAUCAAGGUCAAGCUAUCUGAUUACAUCGGGAAGAAAUAUGUUAUUCUAUUCUUCUAUCCUUUGGACUUCACCUUUGUCUGCCCCACAGAAAUCACUGCUUUUAGUGAUAGAUACUCAGAGUUUGAGAAGUUGAACACAGAAAUACUUGGGGUUUCUAUUGAUAGUGUGUUCUCUCACUUGGCAUGGGUGCAAACUGAUAGAAAAGCUGGAGGUCUUGGUGAUUUGAAAUAUCCCCUUAUAUCAGAUGUAACCAAGUCUAUUUCAAAGUCUUACAAUGUUUUGAUUCAUGAUCAGGGCAUAGCAUUAAGAGGACUUUUUGUAAUUGAUAAAGAGGGUGUGAUUCAGCAUUCGACAAUCAACAAUCUUGCCAUUGGCCGGAGUGUGGAUGAAACAAUGCGCACUUUGCAGGCCCUUCAAUAUGUGCAAGAAAACCCUGAUGAAGUUUGCCCAGCUGGGUGGAAGCCAGGGGAGAAAUCAAUGAAGCCAGACCCCAAAUUGAGCAAAGAGUACUUUGCAGCUGUCUGAAAUUUUUAAGAAUGUUAAGAUUAUGUUAGUUCUGUUCAGAUUGCUUGUAGUCCAGCAAGUUGUCGUAUUGUCUAUCAGGAGAUUUGAUAGUAGGUGACAAUUUUGGUUCGUCACCUACUUGGAUGUUCUUUUGAAUAAAUCUGUAUGUAUUGAAAGGUCUGAUUGUGAAAGCUUAUAUGUUUAAGUCAGCUAUACACUGAAUGGAUCUCAGCAGUCUCUGCCAUUGUUGGGAAUCCCUCUUCUAGAAGUGACUGAUUCUCAUGGUAGACUAGACAUGUAUGGUCGAGUUUUUUUCCUGGUUUUGCCAAUUCAGUGUAUAUGAGGAAUGAUACUUAAUUGUCUACUUUUAUAUAGCAUCUUUAAUUUUUUAAUCGACAUAAACCCAUUUGAGUA
Cryptomeria japonica (Japanese cedar) is the source of this 1361-nucleotide messenger RNA. Its product is annotated as 2-Cys peroxiredoxin BAS1, chloroplastic. The record is from RefSeq and is a predicted model, not a curated record. Gene Ontology annotation, molecular function: thioredoxin peroxidase activity. The coding region runs from base 144 to 968 and encodes 274 amino acids. NCBI's taxonomy places the organism in Eukaryota, Viridiplantae, Streptophyta, Pinopsida, Cupressales, Cupressaceae. Gene Ontology annotation, biological process: response to oxidative stress; hydrogen peroxide catabolic process; cell redox homeostasis. The transcript has 7 exons.